AUGACUAAAUCUAUAGUAGUUGUCGGUGCCGGCGUUGUUGGCCUGACCUGCGCUUACCAGUUGGCCGAAGAAGGGUACAAUGUCACAGUUGUUGCCAAACACUUGCCCUCAACGUCGAUAGCAGACUCGCAGUAUACUUCUCCAUGGGCAGGUGCUCACUUUAGACCGUUUCCAGCCAAGACACCAGAAGAAUAUAGGGACUCUAAGCUUACCAGAUCCACGUUUCAGGCUUUCAAAAAUUUCUCUGCCGAAUUCCCCGAAAGUUCCAUCCGGUUUAUGCCAGGAACCGAUUUUAUAGAACGCCACGAUCCGCUCUACGAAAAUGUCAGCGCAGGAUAUGCCGAAGGCAUCGAAAAUUUCAGAGUUCUCCCGAAGGCGGCCUUGCCUAAUGGAAUCAAGUUUGGUGCCACAUACGACGCGUGGUGCAUGAACUCUCCGGUGUACAUCCAAUUUCUUGAGCGUAGACUCGAGAUGUACUAUAAGGUGAAAAUCGUGCAAGAAAGCCUUGGUUCUUUGCAGCAGGUCGCGCAGUUGUUUCCAGGUGCCACCAUUGUGAACUGUUCCGGACGAGGUUUGGCUUAUUCUGGAGGCUACGAUCCAGCUACGUAUCCGAUCAGAGGGCAAACGUUGUUGGUGAAAAGCCCAAAGGACUGUCCUUACAACCGUGAAACGGUGACCUAUCAAUUGGAAGAUGGUUCUUUCUGCUUUGUCAUUCCUCGUCCAUUGGACGGGGGAGUGAUUUUGGGAGGCACAAAACAGGUCGGAGAUAUGUAUCCACAGGUUAGAGAUGCAGACACCCAAAAGCUAAUCGCUAAUGGUAAGAGAUGGUUUCCCGAGCUUUUGAUCGACGGUGAGUUCCAAAUCAAGCGUAUAAACGUUGGAUUCAGACCUGCCAGACAUGGAGGUGUGAGGAUCGAACGAGAAGUGGUUGACGGCACUGAAAUUGUCCACUGUUAUGGGUUUGGCGGCUCUGGCUAUGAGAUGAGCUGGGGUGCUGGCCAAAAAGUUGUAGAACUGGUCAAGUCAGUCAAAGGUAAGCUCUAG
Messenger RNA from Ogataea angusta, 1044 nucleotides. RefSeq lists its product as uncharacterized. Bases 1 to 1044 code for a protein of 347 amino acids. The record is from RefSeq and is a predicted model, not a curated record. The transcript has a single exon. Gene Ontology annotation, molecular function: D-amino-acid oxidase activity; FAD binding. Lineage: Eukaryota; Fungi; Ascomycota; Pichiomycetes; Pichiales; Pichiaceae.